GAGAAAAAUUGAUACCCAUUAGUCCAUUACUAACCUAAAUUAGAAAGUAUACCCAGUUGUAUGUAAAAAUAUUAUUUUAAUCUAUUGAGGGGUUUAAUAUACAAAACGACCUGUUUAUAUGCUUGAAUUGAAGUCAGUCUUUGACGAAAAUAUUUUCUGGUUUUUAUAUUUUAGUUUUUAUUAAAAUAAUAUAUGAAAUUUGUGUGUGCGCACGUGUUUGGGACAAAAGAGGAAUAAAAACGAGAAGUGGGAAUUCAAACUUGUGACUAGACUUGGUUAUUGGACGGAUCGCGUCGGAUUGGGUAAUAAAAGGGUCAAUUUUAGCGGGUCACAGGUCAAUAACGGGACGAUAGCGGGCGGGUCAAUAAACGAACAAGGAAAAAUGAACAAAAAGAGAGCCGUAUGUGAAUACAAAUGAAUACGAAGCUAUCCACACAAUUUAAUAUCAUAACUAUUUUUGUUUUCAAAAUUAUUGUGUUAUAAGUUCGCCCCAUAUAUAGACUAUAUCCGAUAAAGGCUCUGUCCAAUAAGAGCCUUACGCCCCUACCCAAUAAAAACCCUAUUAACAUGACCCAAACUAUCAUUGGACUAACCUGUCCAAUAACCAAGUCUACUUGUGACCUAUCGUACUUAACCAUUAGACUAAGACAUCAUGUCAUAAUAUACUGAUUAUGUGUUUCUUUUAUUCCUUUGCUAGGUUUUCAUCUUUUGUUGUAUUCUUGACUUCUUGAGUCAUCCGUGAACCCACUAUUUUCACAAGUUACAAACUCGAUCACAAUUGAUUGAUUUAUGGGCUUUUUCCAAAUUUAAUUAAUUACUCCUUAAUUACUUACUCCUAAAUCCUAACAACUAAAAAGAUAUGAAUGAGUGGUCACAACAGUCUAGUCAAUGGAAAGAAUCUUAACUCACACUAACUAAUUACGAAGUAAUUAAUUGAUGAUUCUGAUUCUUUGGAUUAAUCAAAUUCUCCUCUGGGUUAGAUACAUGAAUUAAUUCAUUCAUUUUAGUCAAACAAAUUAUAUAUUUCCAUGUAUUCUUGAUCAUCAAAUGCAAUUAUAAAAUUUACCAAAAAAAAUAGUAUUUCGUGAAAUCAAGAUUGACUUUUAGGCUUUAUGAUAAAGAAAAUACAUGUAUACAUUUAUUUGUUUCAAAUAUAUUUGUAAAUAAUGUCACAUGUUCAUAUUCCGUUAUGUUAGACGCUUGUAAUUUAUUACCCUACAUAUAUUUUCAUGUAGAUUGUUGCAUUUUCACAAUUCGUUCACCUUUCAUUUCAUAUUCAUUUUUAAGUUUCCUUCUUAGGUUUGAAAAUCAAUUUUCUUUCCUUUUUUUGUUACAAUAUAAUUUCCAAAUAGGAAAAAUUAAUCAGAAAAUAAAGAAAAAUACAAAAACAUAAUUAUAUUUAGAUCUAUUUCUUCCUGAAAAUUCUCAUCUCAAAGACACUCUCAACAACAAUAAGCCCUAGUCUCACUCAAACAACAACAACUUCAUUUCCUGUAAACUAGAGUUAUCAAACUAACAACAACAUGAACGUAAGUUUUCCCAUUGAAUCUGGAAGACCUUACGCUACCGAUGUCGAUGACGAUGGCCGUAGCCAAAGAACAGGUACAUUGUUAACUGCAACGGCUCAUAUAAUCACAGCAGUGAUUGGGUGUGGAGUUCUAUCACUAGCAUGGGCCGUGGCCCAAAUGGGCUGGGUCGCUGGGCCCAUUGUCCUCCUCAUAUUCUCCCUUGUUACAUUGUAUGCUUCUACGUUACAGACGGAUUGUUACCGGAACCCUACUACUGGCAAGAGAAAUUACACUUAUCAAGAGGCCGUAAGAUCUAUCCUAGGUGGAAGAAAGUUCAAGUUUUGUGGUCUAGCUCAAUAUGCCAACUUUGUAGGAGUGUCAAUUGGUUAUACAAUCACCGCGUCUAUAAGCAUGGCGGCUGUUAAACGGGCAAUAUGCUUUCAUAGGGAGGGACAUGAAGCAGGAUGUCACACACACAAUAAUCAAUUUAUAAUGAUAUUUGGAGUUGUACAACUAUUUAUAAGCCAACUUCCAAAUUUUCACAAGCUUUCAUGGCUUUCUAUUGUUGCGGCUGCCAUGUCAUUUGGUUAUUCUUUCAUAGGAAUCGGUCUUGCAAUAGCCAAAGUUGCAGGUGGUAGCAAAGCUAGGACAUCAUUGACAGGAGUAGAAAUAGGAAUAGAUGUUACACAAGCCCAGAAAGUUUGGAACAUAUUGACAGCAAUGGGAAACAUGGCUUUUGCUUAUGCUUUCUCCAUGGUUCUCAUCGAAAUUCAAGACACACUGAGGCCAAACCCUCCGGAGAAUGUAGUUAUGAAGAAGGCAUGCUCGUAUGGGGUUUUGAUCACCACAUUCUUUUACAUGUUGUGUGGAGUUAUAGGUUAUGCCGCGUUUGGGAAUGAUGCACCCGGAAAUUUCUUAACUGGAUUCGGUUUCUUCGAACCUUUUUGGCUCGUCGCACUUGCCAAUAUUUUUAUUGCUAUCCAUCUCGUUGGUGCUUAUCAGGUAUUUGUGCAACCACUCUUCGACUUCGUUGAAACCCAAUGUGCCACAAAAUGGCCAGAAAACAAGUUCAUCAAUGUAGAAUAUCCAACAAAGCUCCCUCUAUAUGGUGACUAUAAUUUCAGCUUCUUCAGACUUAUAUGGAGGUCAUCAUAUGUCAUAUUAAUGACAGUAAUUGCAAUGAUCUUCCCCUUCUUCAAUGACAUCGUUGGUUUAAUUGGAGCGUUCUCUUUCUGGCCACUCACAAUUUAUUUCCCAAUUGAAAUGUACAUUGCUCAAGGGAAAGCUGGUCCUAAGUAUUCAUGGUCAUGGAUAUUUCUAAAAUUGUUGAGUUAUGCUUGUUUGGUUGUUUCACUCUUGGCUAUUGUUGCUUCUGUUCGAGGGAUCGUUGUGGGUGUUUCGAAUAUGAAGCCGUUUCAAUCCGUUUCAUGAUUUGUGUACAUACUCCUAUCUAGGACGUUAUGUAUGAAAGUGGAAAUAUCGGAAGUACAACUUUUUAAGGCGUACGCGUGACACAUUAGUUUGUAAUGGAAAAUAUUAGUUUAACAUCUUCCUGGUGCAAUUUUUUAAAUGUACGUGGAAAAUUAGUUUGUUACUGUAGAACUCUUGGUUAUUGUCGAUGUUUCUAAUUUGAAGACGUUUAAGUUUGUUUCAUGAAUUAUGUAUUCAUUUUUAGGACGUUAUGUACGUGUAUGACAAGAUUUGGCAUGAUAUCUUAGUA
Molecule: messenger RNA, 3228 nt
Organism: Spinacia oleracea (spinach)
Lineage: Eukaryota; Viridiplantae; Streptophyta; Magnoliopsida; Caryophyllales; Amaranthaceae
Product: amino acid permease 6
Exons: 7
Coding region: 1524-2939 (471 amino acids)
Source: RefSeq, a predicted model, not a curated record